Molecule: messenger RNA, 2154 nt
Organism: Colossoma macropomum (tambaqui)
Lineage: Eukaryota; Metazoa; Chordata; Actinopteri; Characiformes; Serrasalmidae
Product: transmembrane protein 43
Exons: 12
Coding region: 250-1452 (400 amino acids)
Biological process (GO): nuclear membrane organization
Cellular component (GO): nuclear inner membrane
Source: RefSeq, a predicted model, not a curated record
CCAAACGUAUGUCGUUCAUUCAACGCGUCGAAAGUGAGCUGGAACUGCUCGAGUUUCUUCCACUAACACGGAUAUCACCUUUUAAUAGCUGCGCUUUCGUGAAUUAUUAGGAAAGGACUGUAUUUAUUUUGUACUGAUUACAUUUCUGAAGUGAUCAGGAAGUGCGCGAGCGAGUUGAUUUGGCGCGUUUGAAGUUUUCUCUCCCUCGAGCAGACUUCCGUUCUUUCUGGGUGUGUUCCAAAUCUAACCAUGUCGGUGGCAUUCUCAGGGACGGAGGGCCGGGACCAGCACUCCCGCGUACACAGCCGACCCAACCCAGGUUUUCUGGAGCGUCUGGGGGAAACGAUGGGGGGGAUGAUGGUGGGAGUGGUGCUGUUCUUUGUGUCCUUCUACGUACUCUUCACUAAUGAGGGCAGGGCCAUCCGUACAGCAGCGUCUCUGGACGAGGGUCUCUCUCAGGUCCUCACUCUGCAUCCUGACAUGUACGUGGACCCCCAAAACAACAAUCGGCUCAUUCACCUGUCGGCCCCACUGCGCACCUCUCAGCCUCUGUAUGACCCGAACUAUAAGGUGGCGGUUCAGGCGGUGAAGCUGAAGAGGAACGUGGAGAUGUAUCAGUGGGUGGAGUAUCAGGACUCACGGGAGUAUAAAGAAGGUGGUGAAACCAAAACAGAGACCACCUACACAUACAAUACUGAGUGGAAAUCUGAGGUCAUCAACAGCAGAAAUUUUGAUAAAGAAAUCGGCCACAUAAAUCCCAGUGCGAUGGCGGUGGAGAGUGUGACCGUAGUAGCCCCCGAUGUUUGGGUCGGGUACUUCUUCCUCUCCAAAGGGCUGAUUGAUCAGAUUAAUAAUUUCCAAACACUGCAUCUGGGAGGGCUUCCUGCCACUGACCCUUUCCUCACCGUACACGAAGAUUACUUCUACCACACGGCGAACCCCCGGAGGCCAGAGGUUGGAGAUGUGCGUGUGAGUUUCUCUUAUGCUGGGCUCAGUGGUGAAGGGUCUUUCCCUGGACCACCCCAAACAGUGAGUGUGGUGGCCAUGCAGAAGGAAGAGAGACUGAUGCCCUUUAAGACUCAAUCAGGAGACACUCUGGAGAUCCUCUACCUGGAGGAGCUCACCGCUGAGGAGGUCUUUGCUAAGGAGCAUCAGCUGAACGAUAUGAAGACGUGGGCUCUGAGGGCCGGCGGAUGGUUCCUCAUGUUCCUCAGCAUCAGUCUGACGACUCGCAUCAUCUACACACUCGUGGACUGGGUUCCUGUGCUGAGGGAUCUGGUGUCUGUGGGUUUGAAGCUGUUCGCUCUGUGUGUGUCCUGCUGUCUCUCUCUGCUCAUCAUCGCUGCAGGCUGGCUGUUCUACCGCCCCCUGCUGGCUGGGCUGAUAGCAGCGCUCGCCCUUGUCCCUAUCCUCAUCGCACGCUCUCGAGCACCAGACAAAAAACACCAGUGACUCCUAAAGAGCAGGAGGGUCUUUCCAUAAAGACUUGGCUGUAGAACUAAAGCUUAAAGGAAAGACUGUCCAACAGGAAAGUCCUUUAGGUCUCCUCUGAUUGGGCAGGCUUGACUUUCAGUUUCAGUUUCAGUUGUCUGGCUAACCAACAUACUUUGCUUUGUGGAACGGCCUCCAGGUACGGUGAGCACUGCAGCACUGUGGUUUCAGCACUGUGGUUUCAGCACUGCGCUGGAACACAUAGGUCACUUACAGAAGCAUAUCACUCCUGUCAGAACAAAACCUCGCAUCUCCUUUUUUGUCGUUUUUCAGUUUUUGACAUAAUUUGAAAAUGCUUGUUGCUGUUUACAUUGUGUGUAAAUGUCAUGAUGAAUGGGCCAAAAGAAACGGCCCAAAAUGACUUGGAAAAAAGUCUGGCUCCAUUGACUUACAUUAAAAGAAAAGAAUUUUUUUCCCUUCUCCUGUAAAGUCAUUUCGGGAGAUACAAGGUUUUGUUCCGACAGCAGCAAUUUAUCUGCAUAUACAUAGAAAUGUUCUCAAACAGUAUUGGAUCAUUAGAAAUGGACUAAAAUUAUGUGGAAUCAUUUUAUUUUUACAUCUAUCAAAGUUUACAAAGACAUUUUGCCAUUGACUGUCUAUACAUAUACGUUGAACAUACUGUGCAAAAGUCUUGUGCAGCCAAGAAGACUGUUUUAAACCAUU